Molecule: messenger RNA, 612 nt
Organism: Chrysochloris asiatica (Cape golden mole)
Lineage: Eukaryota; Metazoa; Chordata; Mammalia; Afrosoricida; Chrysochloridae
Gene: NUDT16
Product: nudix (nucleoside diphosphate linked moiety X)-type motif 16
Exons: 3
Coding region: 1-612 (203 amino acids)
Biological process (GO): sno(s)RNA catabolic process; mRNA catabolic process
Cellular component (GO): nucleus
Molecular function (GO): snoRNA binding; phosphodiesterase decapping endonuclease activity
Source: RefSeq, a predicted model, not a curated record
AUGGCUGGGGGCCGCUGGCUGGAGCUAGCCGAGGCCCUAGGGCUGGGGUCUGGUUGGCGGCAUGCGUGCCAUGCGAUGCUCUACGCACCCGACCAGGGACUGCUCUUCGGCCACAUCCCGCUGCGCUACGCCGUAUUGAUGCAGAUGCGCUUCGACGGGCGCCUGGGCUUCCCAGGCGGCUUCGUGGACGCGCAAGACAGCAGCCUGGAGGAUGGGCUGAACCGCGAGCUGCUCGAGGAGCUGGGCGAGGCGGCGGCCGCCUUCCGCGUGGAGCGCUCUGACUACCGCAGCUCUUAUGCCGGGACCCGGCCGCGCGUCGUGGCCCAUUUCUACGCUAAGCGCCUGACGCCCGAGCAGCUGGCCGCGGUGGAGGCCGAAGCCCCACGCGCCAAGGAUCACGGGCUGGAGGUAUUGGGCCUGGUUCGGGUCCCCCUGUAUACCCUGCUGGAUGGUGUGGGAGGCCUACCUGCCUUUCUGGAGAAUUCCUUUAUUGGCGUUGCUCGUGAGCAGCUGCUGGACGCCCUCCAGGACUUGGGGUUACUGGAGUCUGGAUUCAUCCAGGGCCUUAAGAUCCCAGGUGGUCACAAGAAGCAGCUUUCCAUGGACCCAUAG